Molecule: messenger RNA, 1541 nt
Organism: Elaeis guineensis (African oil palm)
Lineage: Eukaryota; Viridiplantae; Streptophyta; Magnoliopsida; Arecales; Arecaceae
Product: patatin-like protein 3
Biological process (GO): lipid metabolic process
Source: RefSeq, a predicted model, not a curated record
CUUAUCCCAUCUCUCCAUUCCCUCUCUUGAGAAAUCCGGCUCCAAGACAAGGUUUCAUAACAUUAGAAAUGGCAGCAACGCCGGCUUUGAUGGGACCGAGCUUCGACGUGGACAAACUGAGUUACGAGAUCUUCUCCAUUUUGGAGAGCAAGUUCCUCUUUGGCUAUGACGACCCCAAGCUCUUCCUCGCUACCACCCCGCCGAAGACGCCGGCAAAGACCCCUAGGUGCCGAGUCCGGAUACUCUCCAUCGACGGCGGUGGCCGCGCCUCCGACGGCCUCCUCGCCGGUACCGCCCUCGCCCGCCUCGAGACCUCCCUCCGCAAGCGCUCCGGCGACCCCUCCGCGCGGAUCGCGGACUUCUUCGACGUCGCCGCGGGAUCCGGCUCCGGCGGCGUCCUCGCCGCCAUGCUCUUCACCCGCGGCCCCGACGGCCGCCCCCUGUUCUCCGCCGCCGAGGCUCUCCAGUUCCUCGCCAAGAACCGCGCCGCAUUCGCCCCCAAGAAGGGGCUCCUCCGCGGAAUAUUCCGGAAACCCGGGGCGAUAUUCCGGCGCAUCUUCUCCGACGCGACGCUGCGCGACACCGUGAAGCCGGUGCUCAUCCCGUGCUACGAUCUGGCAACGGGGGCGCCGUUCCUGUUCUCGAGGGCGGACGCUGCGGAGACGGACGGCUACGAUUUCCGGAUGCGAGAUGUGUGCGCAGCCACGUGCGCCGACCCCACGGCGGCGGGGACGGCGCCGGUGGAGAUGAAGUCGGUGGAUGGGCGGACGAGGAUCCUUGCCGUCGGCGGCGGGGUGGCGAUGGGGAACCCCACGGCGGCGGCGAUCACGCACGUGCUGAACAACAAGCAGGAGUUCCCCUUCGCCGCCGGGGUGGAGGACCUGCUGGUGGUGUCGCUGGGGAGCGGAGAGGUCCAGGCCGCCGGAGGUAAUGGCGGGGCGGCGGAGCUGGUGAGGAUCGCCGGGGAGGGUGUGGCUGACAUGGUGGAUCAAGCGGUGGCAAUGGCGUUCGGACAUAACAGGACAAGCAACUAUGUCCGCAUACAGGCACAUGGUUUCAAUUCUGGAAGACAUCACACAUCUAAGAUUACUGGCACAAUGGAUGCGAGGAAAUUGUUAGGAGCAGCGGAGGAAAUGUUGGCACAGAAAAAUAUGGAAUCAGUUUUGUUUAGAGGGAGGAAGAUGUCGGAGCAAGCCAAUGGUGAGAAGCUGGAAUCAUUUGCCAGUGAAUUGAUCAAAGAGGACGAGAAAAGAAAAAAGAGUCCAAUUCCAAUAGUUAUAUUGAAGCAAGUGAUGACACCAAGAACAUCAUCAGCAACAACAUCCACAAUUACUACUACUACCACGACGUCUGCACGAACAUCGACAUGUCCAUCCCACUAAUUUUGAUUUUGGAUUGACUGAGGCUUAUGACUAUGCUCUCAAAUGAAAAGAAAAUAGUCAGAUGGUAGGAGGAUGAGAAUUGAUAUUUAAUUGCAGUGUGAAUUGGGGUAUAAUUGAUUGUGUACAUUUAGUUCACUGGAAUGAUGAUGGAUUGCUAAA